AUGCAAACCAUUUUAACAAAACUAUUUUAGGAACUUAAAUUAUUUGUCUAAAAAAAACAAGAUUUAUAAUAAAAAUCAGGGUGAUGUAUAUUCAGUAUUUGUUUGUAAUAUCAAGAUCAUUAAACUUGGCCAAUUAAAGGAAAUUAUUAGUAGUUUGAAUUAAUUAGUUGAUACAAUAAAUCCUUAAGCUAUUGAAAAAAGUGAAUAAAACUUACAUCAGUAUAUGCAAGUUUAAUUUAAAAUAAUGGGGCUGAUUUAAAUUAAAAACUUCGUAUUGUUUUAGAUUAGAAACAUAAUCAAGUUAAGGAUUUAAAAGAAGAGAAAUUUCCGUAAUUUAAAAAAUUUGGCUAAUUAUAUCAACAAAUUUCAGAAUGACAUUUUAAUUUAAAUAAAUGGAUAGAUCCAAAACUAUAGAUAAUGA
Messenger RNA from Paramecium pentaurelia, 421 nucleotides. The record is from the annotation of a GenBank genome assembly. Lineage: Eukaryota; Ciliophora; Oligohymenophorea; Peniculida; Parameciidae.